UGUAUAUCAAUAAUGUCUCGUUGUACUAUAUAUGAACUGCUUUCUUAUUAUAGUUCUGGAGGAUUAAGUCAAAAGGCUGAUAAAGAUAUGUAGCCUAAUAAAAUAAUGUCGGUGUGAGUAGCAACAGCAGUGAAAAUCGUGUUUCAUAUUUUAAUCCCAUAGGGAUUGCAUUAAUAACUUUUUUCUUGUUCUGAGAUAAAUUAAGAAUUGGAUUUUAUACAUUUUAGAUUACUCCAUCCAUAUUUUGAUGAAAUUGAAGCAUUUGAACCAAAUGAAAGUUUAUUAAAAGAAGUCAAAGUUCAGUUAUCAAAAUCACUUGACGAAACAAAAUAUUUAUUUGUUGAUACACCUGAUAAACUUAAAAAAAUGAUAGAUCAUAUUGAAAAUCAAUCUGAAUUAGCAAUUGAUUUAGAACAUCAUUCUUAUCGUUCAUAUCAAGGUUUUACAUGUUUAAUGCAAAUAUCAUCACGUACAGAAGAUUUUCUAAUUGAUACAAUUGUAUUACGAGAUGAAUUAAAUAUUUUAAAUAAUAUUUUUACAAAUCCAAAUAUUGUUAAAGUUUUUCAUGGUGCAGAUUCUGAUAUUGAAUGGUUACAAAAAGAUUUUGGUCUUUAUAUUGUUAAUAUGUUUGAUACACAUCAAGCAGCACGAGAACUUAAUUUACCAGCAUUUUCACUUGCUUAUCUAUUAAAAUCUUAUUGUGAUAUUGAUGCUAAUAAACAAUUUCAAUUAGCUGAUUGGAGAAUAAGACCUUUACCAGAAGAAUAUCUUCGUUAUGCUCGUGAAGAUACACAUUAUCUUCUUUAUAUAUAUGAUUUAUUACGUAAUAGAUUAAUAGAAAAAAAUAUUCAAUUUCUUAAAACUGUUUAUGACAAAUCGAAAAUGAUUUGUCAAAAACUUUAUAAAAAACCAUAUUUUGAUGAUAAUGCAUAUCAAAAUAUUUAUUUAAAAUCACGUAAAACAUUUAAUAUUCGACAAUUAGCUGCUUUAAAAUCUCUUUAUUAUUGGCGCGAUAGAAUUGCUCGUCAAGAAGAUGAAUCAACUGGAUAUGUAUUACCGAAUCAUAUGCUUCUUCAAAUUUCAGAAAUUCUUCCAAGAGAACCUCAAGGUGUUCGUGCUUGUUGUAAUCCAGUACCAUUACUUGUUCAACAUAAUUUACAUGAUAUACAUCAAAUUAUUUUACAAGUUCGAGAUAUACCUUUAAUCGAAGAACCAAAAGAACAACACAUAGCACCAUUAACAUUACCUAUAUUAUAUGAUCCAGAAAAUGUUCUUAAUUAUCUUUCUUCUAUUCUUGAUGAAACAUUUAUUGAAGAAUCAAAUAAACGUGAUAAAUUAAACGAUUCAUUAUUACCAAUUCAAAUUAAUAAACAACUAUUACCAGUAUCAAAUAUUCGAUUAAAUAAAUCGACAAACUUUUUCGACAUGUAUAUGCCUGAAUCAUAUCGAACUGGUUCUUUGAUUAAAACAAAAUCAUUAUGGAAAAUUUAUUAUCCUGAUCGAGAUUUAUCAGUUAAUGGAAAAUCUAAUCAACAUGAUGUUAAUAAUCAAAAUAGUACUAAUAUUUCUAAAGAAAAAUCUUCUGAUGAUAUUGAAGUUAUUAUGCUUAAUAAACAAGUAAAUUUUGCAUAA
This is a messenger RNA of Rotaria sordida, 1632 nucleotides long. Lineage: Eukaryota; Metazoa; Rotifera; Eurotatoria; Philodinida; Philodinidae. The record is from the annotation of a GenBank genome assembly.